Molecule: messenger RNA, 4332 nt
Organism: Mus caroli (Ryukyu mouse)
Lineage: Eukaryota; Metazoa; Chordata; Mammalia; Rodentia; Muridae
Gene: Ints10
Product: integrator complex subunit 10
Biological process (GO): snRNA processing
Cellular component (GO): integrator complex
Source: RefSeq, a predicted model, not a curated record
GUGGUUGGCUGGUCUCUGGGCAUGCGCAGUGGCCGCCUGGGGUUGGCGGCGCCCUAGAGUCGCCUAGUGGAAGGGCAAAAAAGCCGGGACCAUGUCGGCCCAGGGCGACUGUGAGUUUCUGGUGCAGCGAGCCCGGGAACUAGUGCCCCAGGACCUGUGGGCAGCCAAGGCAUGGCUGAUCACCGCCCGCAGCCUCUACCCGGCCGACUUCAACAUCCAGUAUGAAAUGUACACCAUCGAACGGAAUGCCGAGAGGACUGCCACCGCAGGGAGGUUGCUGUAUGACAUGUUUGUGAAUUUCCCGGACCAGCCAGUGGUAUGGAGAGAAAUCAGCAUCAUAACGUCAGCGUUGAGGAACGACUCACAAGAUAAGCAGACCCAGUUCUUACGGAGUUUAUUUGAAACCCUUCCCGGUCGAGUCCAGUGUGAAAUGUUGUUGAAGGUGACAGAGCAAUGCUUCAACACGCUGGAACGAUCAGAAAUGUUGCUGCUGCUGCUGAGGCGUUUCCCUGAGACGGUGGUGCAACACGGGGUUGGCCUCGGGGAGGCCCUGCUGGAAGCUGAAACCAUUGAAGAACAAGAAUCUCCUGUUAACUGCUUUAGAAAGCUAUUUGUCUGUGAUGUCCUUCCUCUAAUAAUCAACAACCAUGAUGUCCGCUUGCCCGCCAAUCUCCUAUAUAAAUACUUGAACAAAGCAGCUGAAUUUUACAUCAACUAUGUAACUCGGUCCACACAGUCGGAAAAUCAGCAUCAAGGUGCACAAGAUACAUCUGAUUUAAUGUCGCCUAGCAAACGUAGCUCUCAGAAGUACAUAAUAGAAGGACUGACUGAGAAAUCAUCCCACAUCGUAGACCCCUGGGAGAGGUUGUUUAAGAUUCUGAAUGUUGUUGGAAUGAGAUGUGAAUGGCAGAUGGAUAAAGGGAGACGAAGCUGUAGUGACAUGCUACACCGGAUGAAGGAGCUCUGCAGAUACAUGAACAGCUUCGACAGCGAAGCUCACACCAACUAUAAAAACCAAGUGCUCUACUCCACGAUGCUGGUGUUCUUCAAGAGUGCGUUCCAGUACGUCAGCAGCAUACAGCCAUCUCUCUUCCAAGGUCCUAACGCCCCAAGCCAGGUUCCACUAGUUCUUCUGGAAGAUGUAGCCAAUGUGUAUGGUGAUGUAGAAAUUGAUCGCAGUAAACACAUACACAAGAAGAGGAAGCUAGCUGAGGGAAGAGAAAAAACCAUGAGUUCAGAUGACGAAGAGUGUUCAGCGAAAGGCAGAAACCGGCACAUUGUUGUCAGUAAAGCUGACCUCAGCAACUCCAUUGAAGUACUGGAGAGCUUCAAACUGGCCAGGGAGAGCUGGGAGUUACUCUACUCUCUGGAAUUCCUUGACAAAGAAUUUACAAGAAUUUGCUUGGCUUGGAAGACAGACACCUGGCUGUGGCUAAGAAUCUUCCUCACAGAUAUGAUCAUCUACCAGGGUCAAUAUAAGAAGGCAAUAGCCAGUCUGCAUCACUUAGCAGCUCUCCAAGGAUCCCUUUCUCAGCCACAGAUCACAGGACAGGGGACUUUAGAACACCAGAGGGCGCUCAUCCAGCUGGCAACGUGUCACUUUGCUCUGGGGGAGUACAGAAUGACGUGCGAGAAAGUCCUGGAUCUGAUGUGCUACAUGGUGCUCCCCAUACAAGAUGGCGGGAAGCCACAGGAAGAGCCGUCCAAAGUAAAGCCCAAGUGUAGAAAAGGUUUGGAUCUGAAGCUUCUGCCCUGUACCAGUAAGGCUAUCAUGCCAUACUGCCUGCACUUGAUGCUGGCCUGCUUUAAGCUGAGAGCUUUUACAGACAGCAGAGACGACAUGGCGCUGGGCCAUGUGAUUGUACUGCUCCAGCAGGAGUGGCCACGGGGAGAGAACCUUUUCCUGAAAGCCAUCAGUAAGAUUUGCCAGCAAGGAAAUUUCCAGUAUGAGAACUUCUUCAGCUAUGUUACAAACAUUGAUAUGCUGGAGGAAUUUGCUUAUUUAAGAACCCAAGAAGGAGGGAAGAUUCAUCUGGAAUUACUCCCAAAUCAAGGAAUGCUGAUCAACCAUUGCAGACCUUUUGGGUGGUCCCUCCAGAUGAGUGGCAGAGAUGUUGUGAGCAGUGUACCUCUCCUCCCCUUGGGGCCUUCUAGCCCUCCCAUGGGGUUGCUGCAGCAGGAAUUCUUACCUGUGCUUCAGCCCAGCAUACAGACUGCUGACAGGCACCACACAGUCACUCGAGGCAUCACCAAAGGUGUGAAGGAGGACUUCCGCCUGGCCAUGGAGCGCCAGGUCUCCCGCUGUGGUGAGAACCUGAUGGUGGUACUACAUCGCUUCUGCAUUAAUGAGAAGAUCUUGCUCCUGCAGACUCUGACCUGAUAGACCUCCUGGCCACCAGAGGCUCAGCCAUGACAAGUGCUGCCAGACCAGGGCUGAGGAAGAAGAAAAACACCAAGUUCUAACUCCCUUAGUUGCUUAAAAGUCGAUCCGAAGAGUGUAGGAAGUUAUUUCUAUUUUUUAAGACUUCAGGUUUUUUUUUUAAUUUGUACAAAACAAGAGUCAAUCCAUUUUGUAAAUAAAAACCCGAAAGAUUUGAAGUUUAAAAAAAAAACUUAUUUUAGUUUCAAGUAGGGUACAUUUGUCUUCUAUUUUUCUAAUCAUGGCAAAGGGGCAAAAAUCCAACACAAUUGAAUGCAGGAAUGAAUUUUUUGAUAUAUUUACAUAACGGAAUAUGUCUUCCAUGACCUCAGGUGUGUUUUUAUUGAUAUGCUUUGGUAAGUAUUACACAUCAAGAUAACAUGGGACCUUUCGUUUUAUGCACAGUUGAACUUGGGCCUGUCCUUUCCCUGCUGAGAGUCCAUUGUAGGCAUGGUACUCUAUAGUCUCUGAAAAGCCAGGACAAGAAAUAUCGGGGACAGCAAAGUGCAGGGGACCCUCCUCUCUGCUGGGGCCUCUGGAAGUCAGUCUGGCUCUGUGGACUCUCCUGGGCCCUUGGGGCCGUGCAGCACUGCUUGACAGCCAUCUGGCAUCCCUGCCCUGCCCUGCUCUACCCUGCCCUGUACUUGGCUAUGUGAUCAAGGAUGCACAUGUACAAACACGGACACAGACACACACACGGCAACUAGAAUUAUGUUUUCUAGGUGCUACCAAAGACUAGGUUGUUUUGCAGAUGUUUUCUAAAAAGAACAGACAUUCUUAUUUCUUCCAAAGGUCACUCUAGUGUAUGUUCUGGGUCUUAACUUAUGGAGGCAUAGAUCUUAGGUGUAAAGGAUUUUCUUGUUAAAUCAACUGUCAUAAUUUGAAUAGUGUCACCCAAAGGUCAUUGUGUUCAAACUGGCCCUAACUUCACACUAGUUUAGUGUAUCAUACAUACAUUUAACGAUGGUUAUUUAUAGACAGUCAGUAGGGGUUUCUAUUUUUUUUUAAUUUCACUUAUUUAUUUCCUGCUUUAUGGGCCCCAGCAAGCUGGAGAAUAAACAGAAGAAAAAUAAAGUGAUUUCAUGAUUUGAGUGUUAUUGUCCAUAUUCCAUUAAUAAAACAGAGGUAAAAAGGUCACAUAGUAGUUUAUAUUUAACAGUUAUAUUUAACAGUAAAUUCCUAAUGGAUGCCAAGUUCAGAUGUGAGUGGCAUGCCAGGUCACCUUGAGCCCAGUGGAGGGCUUGCCUUUCGCCGGGAGCAGCUUUGUGGCUUGUUACCCAUGAAAAGAAAUGACUGGUGAAAACGAAAGUGCUAAUGUUUUAGCCAGAACUCCAAGUCAGCCAUCUGCCCAGAGCCUUGCUUGUCAAGGGAGACAGCGCCACACCUCCGAGAACCUGAGUUAAUGUUCUGGGCUACAGUCAACAGUCACAUGCUGUGACCUAUGGUUUGGCCAAUGUGCUCUGGAAUGCUGCUUAGGCCAGUGUGAGCAGAAAUUUUUGUUAGAAACUCAAUAUAGUGUUGACACCUUAUGGUUUUGUGUAUCUUCUUAUUAAGAUUGGAACUUGAGAUAAUACUGAAGAAUGCCUCAGUGGUUUUAAGCAAAAGUAAAGGAGGUAAGGUUUAUCUGUGUGACCUUUCCCACAGCCUGACUGCCUCCCUUCAAAUCAAGACCUGAAGUGACUUUUUACCUGGAAUAUACUUCUGUGACUCAAGACUCUGCUGGGAUGACUUUUCUGAGAACAGGAACCUGGUGUGAGGGUGCUGGGGCUGAGGUCAGUUCACCACAAAUCGGGUGAAAAUUACCUUUGAUACACUAAACUGUAGAAACAGCUGUUAGCUUCUGAAUGUCCCAUACUCUCACUGGUCAGUUAUUGGUUUACAUAAUAAAAUAAUUCUAACAUUUGUUAACUCUA